Molecule: messenger RNA, 354 nt
Organism: Magallana angulata
Lineage: Eukaryota; Metazoa; Mollusca; Bivalvia; Ostreida; Ostreidae
Product: keratin-associated protein 5-4-like
Exons: 2
Coding region: 1-354 (117 amino acids)
Source: RefSeq, a predicted model, not a curated record
AUGUGCCUGAAGUUCUCCGGUUCCCAGUGUCCGUACAAGUGUGUCCCGUGUAAGUGCUCCUGUGCCGCCCAGUGUGUCCCGUGUAAGUGUUCCUGUGCCCAGUGUGUCCCGUGUAAGUGUUCCUGUGCCCAGUGUGUCCCGUGUAAGUGUUCCUGUGCCCAGCGUGUCCUGUGUAAGUGUUCCUGUGCCCAGUGUGUCCUGUGUAAGUGCUUCUGUGCCCAGUGUGUCCCGUGUAAGUGUUCCUGUGCCCAGUGUGUCCUGUGUAAGUGCUCCUGUGCCCAGUGUGUCCCGUGUAAGUGCUCCUGUUCCCAGUGUGCGUACAAGUGUGCCCCGUGUAAGUGCUCCAGUACCUAA